Symsagittifera roscoffensis is the source of this 1863-nucleotide messenger RNA. RefSeq lists its product as uncharacterized. Bases 1177 to 1791 code for a protein of 204 amino acids. Lineage: Eukaryota; Metazoa; Xenacoelomorpha; Acoela; Convolutidae. The transcript is spliced from 4 exons. The record is from RefSeq and is a predicted model, not a curated record.
GUAAAUACCAAAAACAAACAAAAUAUAUUCCUCAAUCGCCGAAGCUGUAAUACCUUUUCUUUUUUUGCUGAAAAACAAUUAAAAAGGGAAAAUAUAUUGGAAAAUAACAAAAAGUGGUUUCUGUUGGUCGAAAUUCACUUAAUGAGCCUGCUUUAUUUUUUGAAGUGGCUAUAUCUAUAUCAAGCGUGAUGGAAAAAUCAGAGUCUAAAUUGAGUGAAAUUGUCCACUUUUUAUUUACUGCUCCCUUUUAUGUAAAAUAGAGAUUUUUCCCCACUUCAUUGAUUACACCGUUCCAUUAAAGUGAAUCGCAACUUGUAAUGGCAAAUUCUUACCAAACUUUUCAAUUCUGCUCCCCAAUUUCUCAGCCCAGGGGAAUUUUACCAAAAAAGAGAUAAGCUGAUAUUUAAAUUGAAUAUACACUUGAGAAGUUCUGCAAUAACUUCUAACCCCGUUCAUAUAUAUAUUUUUAAAAAGUCCUGACGUAGUUUACAUUUUUUUGCUAUAUUGAGAAUCGCUUGAUUUGAAUUGGAAAAAAGUUUCAGGCGCUAGUCACAGUAGAAAGAUUAUUUUUUUGUAAUUAAAAUUUAAACUUAUUUCCUUUGUUACUAACCAAAAAUUCAAACCUUUAUUUGAAAGUUAUGCCCAUCAAAAUUAGCACCCACAAAAAUUAAGAUAUUUCGUUUUUAAUUACGUGUGUAUAAAUUACUGGGCGAAAAGGAUUGCCCAAGGAGCUUGAGUCUGUUCAUCUCAAUUCUUUCUUUGUAUGCAUUCCUUUUGCGUUUGUGCAGAUAAAACAAUCGGAAAACCUAAACGUCUGCGAACCUUUGUCAUUUGGUCAAAUCUUAAGCGUCUUAAAUUAGAAAUUCAACUUCACUAUGCUUUGGAAUUACCUUUAAUGAACCAUUAUUGUUUUUUAUCUUUUUUAUUAGUGUAGCAUAUACUUUACAGCUAAUUAUAUUAAAACCAGCUACUGUUUCUUUUUUUUUCAUAGCUUUAUUGCUGAAUUUUACGUAUAUUCCUUUGCAACUCCUGCAGGGAAAUUAAAAAAUUAAAUUGAUAUGCUGAGCUCGAUAAAGCUUACUUCUGUUGAGAAAAAUACUUCUUUGACACAAACUUUCGUUUGUUGUUUAUCUUAUUAAUGUUAUUCAGGAAGAUGGUGUUAGAUUAUUAGCGACUAUGGUAUUACUCAUAUUAAUUAACUAUCGCAACUUCAUCCAGUUAAUUUUCUUCCACCUCAUAUCGGACUUGAUCAAAGGAGUCGACUCGUAUAACAACUUCUUCUCGUCUCCCUUCGGAUCCUUCUCGGAGAAGAGCAACAGUUUCUUCGACUACGAGGGCCUUCAGGAGGGUGGGGGCGACAAUGGAGGCGGAGGAUAUGCGAGCACAAAUGAAUACUACUACGAAGACUCAUACAGACAUUACAAUAUUCGCUGCGCGCAUUGUUGGACAAAUGAUCCAAAUGACUCAUGUGCCCAAGGAUCAAUCGAUUCUUCCGACAUCGUCACAGUAGACAAGUGUGCCGACGAUGACAUCAACCUCUGUUAUACGUUCAUUAACACCAAGAGCUCUCCACGCGGCGACAAAUUCUUCGAACUUACACGAGGUUGUGCAAAGAGUAGCGGGAACCCGUGCAACGCCGGACCCAAAUACGACACUUGUUCCUAUGAAGUGUGUCCACGUGACCUCUGCAACUCCUCGUUGAGUAAUCUCAAGGUCACAAGAUUUCAGUCAUGGUGCAUAUGUCUUUAUAUGUUUGCUAGCUGCUAUGUUUUGAAAAUAUUAACCAAGUAAAUAACAAAGCUUAGUAAAAAACUCAAUGUUGAAGUGACUGCUUAAAUUUUCCUGUUAAUAUUUUAGAAUCAA